Messenger RNA from Colius striatus (speckled mousebird), 1441 nucleotides. RefSeq names its product leucine rich single-pass membrane protein 2 (gene LSMEM2). The transcript has 4 exons. The coding region runs from base 77 to 586 and encodes 169 amino acids. The record is from RefSeq and is a predicted model, not a curated record. NCBI's taxonomy places the organism in Eukaryota, Metazoa, Chordata, Aves, Coliiformes, Coliidae.
GGCGCCCGGGGAGCCCAGUGCCCAGGAGCCCCGCACCGCCUCGCUGCCCACUGCCCAGCACAGGGCACGGCCAGCCAUGCCCAGGGAGGCUGGAGAAGAGAGCAUGGGAAGGGCGGAGAGUGUGGUGCCAGCAGAGCCCGGGGACCCCGACGGCAGCGAGCCCGGAGCCAUCAGCCUGCGGCCCGUGGAGUCCAUCAGCGACCUGCACUGGGCCUCGGCCGGGCAGAAGGGUGUCGAGGGCAACGGCCCCACUCCCCACAGCAGCCUGCACCGGCCCCCGCCUCGCCCCGUGCCCCCCGGCCGCCCGCCGCUCCUGCCCACCCUGCGCCCUGUGCCCGCCGCCAGCCCCUGCCCCUGCCUCAGCCUCGGCCACCCUCUGAUCCUGGCCCUGCUGGGGCUCAUGGCGCUGGCCAGCCUGGUCCUGGCCACGCUGGCCAUCUACCUGAGUGUCCUGCAGAGCCAGUCGGUGAGGACGCUGGCCCAGUGGCUGGAGAGCCAGGAGAACGCCGUGCACCAGCUGCGGGCAACCAGCGGGCAGCUCUGGGCUCGCCUCAACACCAGCGCCGAGCACGGUGGGCACCGCUGAGCUGCUCCCGUCCCCAUCACGGGCACCAGGCCAGCACGGGAAGGGGCAUCAGAGGGUGGGAGGGGGAAGUGGGCAGCCCUACCUGCCCCUCAGCCCGGGCAGCAUGGCCCCACGGGGCGUGGGGGGUGAGCCUGGCCCCCAUCCCGGGCUGUGAGAGAAAGGGACAGGGCUGCAAGGAGCAGCACCCACCCCAGCGACAGCCCUUCCUUUUAAUGAGGCAGAAGGCACCCUCCACUUAAGCCUUUUAUUUACCUCCAGUAACCAAAGUCUUAUAAAAUCACCACCAUAGAUACAUUCCCGAGGUUACAGGCACGCCCAGCUGGCACAGCCCCGUGCCUGCCCAGGCAGCAGCCCCCAAGGCUCUGCAGGCAGCACCGGCACUUGCCUGCUGUGCCACCCCCCUUUAAUUAAUUUCCCACAAGAGGACUAUUUCGUAUAAAGCAUUUGGCUGGAAAAGGGCUCCGAAUGGGCAGUCAGCAGGGCUGGGCAGAGCCUGUCCCACCUUCUGCCACCCCUGGGUGCCAGGCGCUGCAGAGGCAGGGGCAGUGUGGCGGUGGGCAGCUGGGGCAGCGCUCCUGCGCAGAGCAGGGCUGGCUGCCUCACAGGGCUCUGCCUUCCCACCCCUGCUCCAGGCCACUCCGGUGCCCCCAUGGGCCUGGGGAAGGGGGACAGGAGCCCUGUGAGACCCCUCCCACUGUGCCCCGUGGAGCCCCAGCCGCAGAGCGGGCACACAGCAGCACACUCCCCCCACCUCUCCCCCUCCCCCCAGCUCUUCUUUUAGCCUUUGUUUUGAUUAAAAAAAUAAAAGAGGGGGCAGCCCCCAGUGGGGCAGCUCCAGGCAUUAAAUACUCUGCU